This is a messenger RNA of Seriola aureovittata, 1080 nucleotides long. RefSeq names its product chitotriosidase-1-like. NCBI's taxonomy places the organism in Eukaryota, Metazoa, Chordata, Actinopteri, Carangiformes, Carangidae. The record is from RefSeq and is a predicted model, not a curated record. The coding region runs from base 1 to 786 and encodes 261 amino acids. Gene Ontology annotation, cellular component: extracellular region. The transcript is spliced from 6 exons. Gene Ontology annotation, molecular function: chitin binding; chitinase activity. Gene Ontology annotation, biological process: carbohydrate metabolic process; chitin catabolic process.
AUGGCGGGAAGGAGCCUGGAUUUCAUUAAUGUGCUGACAUUUGACUUUCGCGGCCCCUCGGAAACUGUCACGGGACAUCACAGCCCCUUGUUCCAGGGAUCCCAAGAUACUGGAGACAAAGUCAACUCUAAUACUGACUAUGCUAUGAAGUACUGGAGGGACCAGGGAGCACCUACACAUAAGCUCAACUUGGGCAUAGCAUCGUAUGGGCGAGUUUAUACGGUUGCCUCUCAAUGCAGUGCUGUUGGAGCACCAGUCACUGGUCCCGGUACAGAAGGCACCUACACCCAAAUGGAAGGACUGCUGGCCUACUAUGAGAUUUGCCCUCAUCUUGACGGGAUUCAAGUCCAGCUGAUUCCUGAUCAAAAAGUUCCAUAUGCUGUCAUAAAUAAUAAUCAGUGGGUUGGAUUUGAUAACAGAGACAGCAUUGGAACAAAGGUCAGUUACCUAACUACAAAUCACUUUGGAGGAGCCUUCGUCAUGUCGCUGGACCUGGAUGACUUUAGUGGACAUUUCUGUAAACAGGGCAAAUAUCCCCUCAUCAGCCACCUGCAUGAUCUCCUUGUUCCAGAUUUUCCACACUAUACCACAACCACAACCACAACCACCACAACAACUUCCACAGUUGAUCCUGACAAUUUCUGCAGUGGAAGGGCAGAUGGGCUUCACGCCAACCCGAAUGACCGAAACUCUUUUUACAACUGUGCCAACGGGAGAACGUACAUCCAACACUGCGCCGCACAUCUCGUCUUCAACCCAACUUGCCUCUGCUGUGACUACCCCUAAAGAGUUGCACAUUUGUCAUUUUAAUUUACAUAAGCGGUAAUAUUGAUUCUUACCAAUAAAGGUGGGGCACUGUCUAAAGGUAUUACAUGUAUCAUUUCUUAGGAUUCUUCACUGUUGUUUUGUGAGGAAAAGUACUGAAUAAUGGUUUUUGCUUGCUCUUAUUAGGCCUCAUUCAUCUACUUGUAAAUUUGAAAAUACCAUUUACACAUGUCAGCAUUAACAUUUUCAGAUGACACCAUCAACAUUAUCAGAUGGCCACAAACUCUCCAUUGUUAAAGAGAUAUAAUCCCAUCC